AUCCAUUAAGACAAGGAGGAGCCACAACCAUAUUUUCUCAAUUCAAAAUUAUGUUGGUGAAUGGAUUACUGAUGAAGAUGAGAUUCGUAGGAGUGCUGCUGAUUUCUUUGAAGAGUACUUUAUGGGGACUCCUCAAGUCAUUUGCCAGCCACUUUGCCUUCCUGUGUACCGUUCAUUGGACAUUUCUGAAGUUGCAUCCCUAUCGAGAGAAUUCACUACUGAAGAAAUCAAGGUUGUGGUUUUUGUAGCAGACGAUGACAGUGCCCCCGACACCGAUGGAUUUGGCACUUUGUUUUUCAAAGAAACUUGGGAGGUAACACGUAUGGAUGUAACUGAUGGCAUUUUAGAUUUCUUCAACAAUCUAACUAUGCCAGAGCAGCUCAAGCUCUCCAGGCUUAUGUUGGUGCCAAAGGGUGCAUCUCAAAACUCUUUCAACAACUUCUGGCCUGUUGCAGUGAGCUCCCUUCUCUACAGAUUUAUUGCAAAGCUUUUAGUUAACAGGAUCAAGCUUGUGUUACACAAACUUGUUGGCCCAAACCAAUCCGCAUUUAUGGAAGGACGGCAAAUCUCGAACAAUAUUCUAUUGUGCCAAGAGCUCCUACAUGAUUACCAUUGUGACAUGGGAAUGCCCCGAUUUGUUGCAAAGCUUGAUCUGCUUAAGGCUUACGAUUCUGUCCAAUGGAGCUUUUGGUUCACCUUGCUCAAUUACCUAAACUUCCCACCGUAG
Messenger RNA from Telopea speciosissima, 727 nucleotides. RefSeq lists its product as uncharacterized. The annotation marks the transcript as partial. Lineage: Eukaryota; Viridiplantae; Streptophyta; Magnoliopsida; Proteales; Proteaceae. The record is from RefSeq and is a predicted model, not a curated record. The transcript has a single exon.